Messenger RNA from Sclerotinia borealis F-4128, 1620 nucleotides. NCBI's taxonomy places the organism in Eukaryota, Fungi, Ascomycota, Leotiomycetes, Helotiales, Sclerotiniaceae. The record is from the annotation of a GenBank genome assembly.
AUGGGCCUUCUUAAUAUUGUGGUAAGUUCAGAAUCUUCCAUUGUCACAUUUCCUACUCCCACUCCUAUUCCUACUCCCACCUCCGCGUCCUUUGCGCCAAUGACUUUGAGAACUAAUAGAGGGAACAAUAGGUUCCAUCGUUAUGUCCGACUUAUCGUCAAUGCGAUCAGCCAUUGGGUCUACAGCACAGUUCCAAUACCAUCGAAUCCUUCUUUCACAUCCAAAGAUGUGAGCGUCAUAAUACCUACAAUCCAUAAUAAUUUCGUUGAAUUGAGGGACUCUCUACAGAGUAUACUCGCAUGCCAACCAGCCGAGCUCAUUCUAGUCACCACAGCCGACAAAUAUCAAAAGCUUGUGCACUUUUCCAAGUCAUUGGAGGCCAAUAAUGUCAAAGUAUACUUUGCCCCAAUCGCAAACAAACGCAUUCAAGUGUGCGAGGUGAUUCCGUAUGUGAAGACGCGCAUCUUGGUUGUGGCAGAUGAUGAUGUCACGUGGCCAAGAACAAUACUACCCUGGUUACUUGCACCUUUUGAGGAUGCAAAGAUUGGCGGUGUUGGACCAUGUCAACGAGUCAAACGGGUACGCGACGGCACCUUCGCAGAACGCGCAUUCAAUUGGCUUGGAGCUGCUUAUAUUGAAAGACGCAACUUUGAGAUUUCGGCCACCCAUGGGAUUGACGGUGGAACAUCCUGCAUGUCAGGGCGAACUUGUGCAUUCAGGUCCGAGAUUCUGCAGAGUCCUCUUUUUCUAGAUGGAUUUAAGACCGAAAGAUGGGGCCAAUAUCAUCUCAAUGCUGAUGAUGAUAACUUUGUCACGAGAUGGUUGGUCGCAAAUCAAUGGUCGACAUGGAUUCAAUACAACCGAGAAUGCGAGAUUGAAACGACCCUUGAGAACAAUUUCAAAUACUUGUAUCAAUGCUCGAGAUGGGCUCGCAGCAAUUGGAGAAGUAACUAUACCAGUUUAGUCACGGAGAGACACGUUUGGCAUCAACAGCCUUGGUGUGUGUAUGCUUUGCAUGUUGCCACCUUUACCUCCUUGUCCUUCGUCUUCGAUCCUCUCAUCAUCUUCAUCUCAUUGAAGGCGACUGCAUCCUGGUCCCCGCAUCAUCAAAUGAUUGCAGUGAUUGCUCAAUUGGUAUUCAUGCUUACGACAAAGGUCGUGAAGUUGAUCGGGCUCUUCAUCCGAGAACCCAAAGAUAUUGGGUUACUUCCGGUCUCCAUUCUCUUCGGAUAUUUCCACGGGUGGAUAAAACUAUAUGCACUGCUGACACUUCGGAUGACUUCGUGGGGCAGUCGUGCAGACGGAGAUGCCAAUGAUAGCCAUCGUAUGAGUCCUCGAGCACGCCGCAGCGAAAGCAUUACACUUCCACCGGGUAACCACCCGGGUCUCAUCCGCUACAAAGACGAAGUGCAAGUGGGAGCACCCGAAGCAUUCGAAGCCCACAACAUCUCAUGUUCGGAAAAGUCGAGCUGCGCACUCCUACUGGAGCCUAACCCCUACCCCAUCCCGGAAGAUGAGUACGACGAAUCUUUCGUCGACGAGAGUAAUCUCGAUUCGGCUUCCGAUGCUUCUUACGAUGCAAAUGAUUCCCAUGAUGAUGAUGUCUUUCUUUCUCAUUAA